AUGCCUGACGGAACCACAUCUCAGCAACGCAAUUACGAUGACGAGAAAAUCAGAAACUCUACAGUGUCUAUCGAGUUUCAUGGCGUCGAAUUUAGCUAUCCAAACUCUUCACAGCAUUCAGUUCUGAAAGAGAUUGAUUUUAUAAUUGAACCAGGCCAAAACCUAGCGAUUGUUGGCCCCUCAGGUUCUGGAAAGUCUACCAUCAUUGCCUUACUCAAGAAGUUUUACACAAUUAUCAAUGGAUCCAUUCUCAUCAAUGCAUCUCCCUUGAACGAUAUUGAUACCCAGCAUCAUCGUAGUCAAACGGGUCUAGUCUCUAAAAACACCGUUUUGUUCGAGGGUACCCUUCGAGAUAACAUUCUUCUUGGUAUUCGUGAUUUGUCUUCGAUUGAUGAACGUCUCGAAAAUGCUGCAAAAGAUGCAAAUAUACAUGACUUCAUCAUUUCCCAACCAGAAAGUUACAAUACACAGUGUGGAGAGAAAGGUUUCGGUUUCAGCGGAGGUCAGAGGCAGCGAAUAGCACUUGCUCGAGCACUCGUACGCCAACCCAGAAUUUUGCUGUUAGAUGAGGCGACUAGUGCGCUUGACUCUUUGAUUGAAAAGGAAGUACUCGAUGCUUUGAAUCGAAUUUCAGGUCAGACUACCACGAUUACAGUGGCACACAGACUAGCGACCAUUAGGAAGGCGGAUUGCAUUUCAGUACUCGUGAAGGGAAGAAUUGUUGAGAGAGGCACACACCUAGAAUCAAUGGAAUUGAGAGGGACCUAUUGGGCUAUGAAUCAGGCACAGGCUUUGGAUAAGAAUUUGUAA
This is a messenger RNA of Botrytis byssoidea, 810 nucleotides long. RefSeq lists its product as uncharacterized. Lineage: Eukaryota; Fungi; Ascomycota; Leotiomycetes; Helotiales; Sclerotiniaceae. The transcript has a single exon. Gene Ontology annotation, molecular function: ATP binding; ATPase-coupled transmembrane transporter activity; ATP hydrolysis activity. The record is from RefSeq and is a predicted model, not a curated record. Gene Ontology annotation, biological process: transmembrane transport. Bases 1 to 810 code for a protein of 269 amino acids.